UGGCGGUGGUUAGGGGCGGAGAUGGCCGCCGGCUGAGGAGGCGGCGGCGCGGCAGGGGUAGCCGGGCACGUCCCGGGACCGGUAGGCGGCAGGUGGGCUCCUCGGUGGGCAGGGGCCGGGCGGGACCCCUCCCGGGUCCCCCACAGGACUCCCAGCCCCGGCUUCCCCUCAGAGGCGCCUCCCUCAGCCAGGGCGGCCCCGCGGGGUAGAGCCCCGUGAGGCGGGGAGCAGCGGCGUGUGCUGUGUGUGCCCUGCGAGCAGCCCCCUCGGCAGUGUCGGCAGGAGGGUGCCGGGGACAGCGCCAGGAAGAAGGAGAGAAAUCCUUUCCGUGCUCCGGGGAUGAGUGGAUGUUGAGGGACGCGUUGUUAACACCCCCGCUGCUCAGCCCGGGUCCCCCCGACCCGCUGAGGAGGGGAUUGAGGCUGCCGCUGGCUCAGUCCGACACGGCUCUGCGUGCAGGUUUCUCCUCCCUGCGAACACGAAAAGCAGAUGCACAGGGCAGAUGGCUGGUGUAAAUCGUUCCGUAACGCGUACUUGGCUUCGGAGGACGGGCUGUACCUGUGCAGAAGAAUAACGAAGCUGCAAGCCCAGACAUGAAGCACUGUGCCCUGUGAUGUUUGUUUUGCUAGCUCUUACUGUUGGAGGAUGGCUGCUCUAUUCUGUGAAAAUUGUUCUGGUCAGUACCACUACCCGCAGGUCCACCAGCCUUUUGAAAUCAGCUGCAUGUUGCUUCUGAUUAUGCUUGGAAAAGUGUCCCUUGAUUUCUUCAUGUUGCAAGUUAAGCAAAAAAAUGUGAAAGUUAGUUUUAUGGGAUACUUCUGUGUUUCUUUGGCACUUCUUGAUUUCAUCCUGCUGAUCAAUAUAGCUGUCAUUUUCUAUUUUGAAGACUUUGCGCUCUGGGGUGUAAGAUUUACAAAGUACCACAUCUGCCUCUUCACUCAGAUAAUUUCUCUUACUUACGGUAUUUUGCAUUACCCAGUAUGUCUCGUGGCUGGUCUGGAUUAUUACAUGACUAUAGCCCAAACCUCUCAAUCUCCUAGACGAGGCCAAAGACUAUUUUAUGCAUUUGUUGUGAUUUUUAUAUGGAUUUCAGUUUUUUUUUGUAUUCUGAAAGUUCCUGCUAUCUACGAAGAACUAGAAAUUCGGAACCAUUUUUCUCCUUAUCAGUGUCCUCUCUAUGUCAGCGUGCAGAGCUACGCCGUCUCGUUUGCCAUGCUGCUUCUCAUAGGCAUGGCUUUCAUGGUUUCUCGGAAGGAAGUUAUAACCAUGAUACUGUCUGUCAGGGUGGUUUCUUUUGCCAGUCAGCCUGUUCUGAUGUUCUCAUACGCGUCUAACAACAACGGCACUUGCUUUAAGUGGCAACUUCUGACCAGACUCCUCGUCUGUUUCCUUGGCACUUGGGCACCUUUUGUGCUUCUUCAGUUUAUCGUUUUGUUUCUUGGUGCUCGGAUUCCAGCCUACAUGGAGAUGAAUGUCCCCUGGCUGUACUUCAUCAACAGCUUUCUCAUUGCAGUAGCAUACUGGUGUCGAUGUCACGAUGUCGAAUUGACAGAGGAGAUGUGGUCUACAGACCCAUUUGUUAGCUGGAAAUUCUGCUUUAUGCCAUUUAACAAUGAAAACACAGAGCCAGCUGAAAAGCCAGGCACAGUGAUUGUGAUCUGUUAA
Messenger RNA from Cygnus olor (mute swan), 1665 nucleotides. RefSeq names its product G protein-coupled receptor 160 (gene GPR160). Bases 646 to 1665 code for a protein of 339 amino acids. Lineage: Eukaryota; Metazoa; Chordata; Aves; Anseriformes; Anatidae. Gene Ontology annotation, cellular component: plasma membrane; signaling receptor complex. The record is from RefSeq and is a predicted model, not a curated record. The transcript has 2 exons.